CAGGUUCCCGUCUUCGACAGGAGGAUUUCCCGCCUCGAAUCGUGGAACACCCCUCGGAUCUGAUUGUUUCCAAAGGAGAACCAGCCACUCUGAACUGCAAGGCAGAGGGAAGGCCGACCCCCACCAUCGAGUGGUACAAGGGGGGGGAAAGGGUGGAAACGGACAAGGAUGACCCGCGCUCCCACCGGAUGCUGCUGCCCAGCGGAUCUUUAUUUUUCCUGCGCAUCGUGCACGGGCGCAAGAGCCGGCCGGACGAAGGGGUCUACGUGUGUGUGGCAAGGAAUUACCUCGGGGAAGCUGUAAGUCAUAAUGCAUCGCUGGAGGUGGCAAUUCUACGGGAUGACUUCAGACAAAAUCCAUCAGAUGUCAUGGUGGCUGUGGGGGAACCUGCAGUGAUGGAAUGCCAGCCCCCAAGAGGUCACCCAGAGCCCACUAUAUCAUGGAAGAAAGAUGGGACCCCUCUAGAUGACAAAGAUGAGAGAAUUACAAUCAGAGGAGGAAAGCUUAUGAUCACGUACACAAGAAAGAAUGAUGCUGGCAAAUACGUUUGUGUUGGAACAAAUAUGGUUGGAGAGCGUGAAAGUGAAGUUGCAGAGCUCACUGUUUUAGAGAGACCAUCUUUUGUAAAGAGACCGAGCAAUUUGGCGGUGACUGUGGAUGACAGUGCGGAGUUUAAGUGUGAGGCAAGAGGUGACCCAGUCCCUACAGUGAGGUGGAGGAAAGAUGAUGGGGAGCUGCCAAAAGCAAGAUAUGAAAUCCGUGAUGAUCAUACCUUGAAAAUCAGGAAAGUUAUGGCAGGAGACAUGGGAUCAUACACUUGCGUUGCAGAAAAUAUGGUUGGAAAAGCUGAGGCAUCAGCAACUUUAACAGUUCAAGAGCCUCCACAGUUUGUUGUGAAGCCUCGAGACCAGGUAGCUGCACUGGGAAGAACAGUGACUUUCCAGUGUGAAGCAACUGGAAACCCUCAGCCAGCCAUCUUCUGGCGGAGAGAAGGGAGUCAGAAUCUGCUUUUCUCAUACCAGCCCCCUCAGUCAUCCAGCCGAUUUUCAGUCUCUCAGACAGGAGAUCUCACCAUCACCAAUGUCCAGAGAUCUGAUGUUGGGUACUACAUCUGCCAGACUUUAAAUGUUGCAGGAAGUAUCAUAACAAAAGCCUACUUGGAAGUUACAGAUGUGAUUGCAGACCGGCCUCCCCCUGUCAUUCGGCAGGGUCCUGUCAAUCAGACUGUGGCUGUAGAUGGUACUUUAGUACUGAACUGUGUGGCCACAGGCACAUUAAUGCCCACUAUCCUCUGGAAAAAGGAUGGGAUCCUCAUUUCCACCCAAGACUCUCGCAUCAAGCAGCUGGAGACAGGAGCACUGCAGAUUAGAUAUGCCAAGCUGGGUGACACUGGCCGGUACACCUGCAUUGCUUCAACCCCGAGCGGCGAAGCGACGUGGAGCGCAUUCAUAGAGGUCCAAGAGUUUGGAGUCCCGGUGCAGCCACCAAGACCCACUGACCCAAACUUGAUUCCUAGUGCUCCAUCAAAGCCUGAGGUUACAGAUGUCAGCAGAAAUACAGUAACGUUGUCAUGGCAACCCAAUUUGAAUUCAGGUGCAACGCCAACUUCUUACAUAAUUGAGGCCUUCAGCCAUGCAUCAGGGAGCAGCUGGCAAACUGUAGCUGAAAAUGUGAAAACUGAGAGUUUUGCAGUGAAAGGGCUAAAACCAAAUGCAAUUUAUCUCUUCCUUGUGAGAGCAGCUAAUGCAUAUGGGCUGAGUGACCCAAGCCAAAUAUCUGAUCCAGUGAAAACUCAAGAUGUUCCGCCAACAAGUCAAGGUGUGGAUCACAAGCAGGUCCAGAGAGAGCUGGGUGACGUGGUGCUACAUCUGCACAACCCUACUAUCCUUUCUUCCUCCUCAAUCGAAGUUCAUUGGACUGUGGACCAGCAAUCCCAGUAUAUUCAAGGAUAUAAAAUUCUGUACCGGCCUACACCAGCAUCUUAUGGAGAAUCAGAGUGGUUAAUCUUCGAAGUGAGGACUCCAACCAAAAACAGUGUUAUCAUUCCAGAGCUGAAGAAAGGUGUAAACUACGAAAUCAAGGCCCGCCCCUUCUUUAAUGAGUUUCAGGGAGCAGAUAGUGAAGUGAAAUUUGCAAAGACCCUGGAAGAAGCUCCCAGCGCUCCACCUCAGAGCGUUUCAGUAACUAAGAACGACGGGAACGGGACAGCAAUCGUGGUCACCUGGCAGCCACCCCCUGAGGACAACCAGAACGGGAUGGUUCAGGAAUAUAAGGUUUGGUGCCUUGGCAAUGAAAGCCGAUACCACAUAAACAAGACGGUGGAUGGAACCACCUUUUCCGUAGUCAUCCCCUCCCUGGUUCCCGGCAUCCGAUACAGCGUGGAAGUGGCUGCAAGCACUGGGGCAGGACCUGGAGUGAAAAGCGAUCCCCAGUUUAUCCAGUUAGAUUCUCAUGGAAACCCUGUGUCUUCAGAAGAUCAAGUCAGUUUAGCCCAGCAGAUUUCUGAUGUAGUAAAGCAGCCUGCCUUUAUUGCUGGAAUUGGUGCAGCCUGUUGGAUUAUCCUCAUGGUCUUCAGCAUCUGGUUGUAUCGCCACAGGAAGAAGAGGAAUGGACUCACGAGUACUUACGCUGGUAUCAGAAAAGUCCCGUCUUUUACCUUCACACCAACAGUAACAUAUCAGAGAGGAGGAGAGGCCGUAAGCAGUGGAGGCAGGCCUGGACUCCUAAACAUCAGUGAACCGGCCACUCAGCCGUGGUUAGCAGAUACUUGGCCUAACACAGGGAACAAUCACAAUGACUGCUCCAUCAACUGCUGCACCUCUGGCAAUGGCAACAGUGAUAGCAACCUUACAACGUACAGUCGACCAGCCGAUUGUAUAGCAAAUUACAACAAUCAGCUGGACAACAAGCAGACAAACCUGAUGUUGCCUGAGUCAACUGUAUAUGGGGACGUGGACCUCAGCAACAAAAUCAAUGAGAUGAAAACCUUCAAUAGUCCAAAUCUAAAGGAUGGAAGAUUUGUCAGCCAGCCUGGGCAGCCCACUCCUUAUGCCACCACUCAGCUCAUCCAGUCCAGUAUCAGCAAUAAUGUUAACAAUGGCAGCGGGGACACGAAUGAGAAACACUGGAAACCCUCUGUUCAGCAAAAGCAAGAGGUUCCACCCAUACAGUACAACAUUAUGGAGCAAAACAAAUUAAACAAAGAUUACCGAGUAAAUGACAACAUUGCUCCAACUAUUCCCUACAAUCAGUCAUAUGACCAGAAUACAGGUGGAUCCUACAACAGCUCAGACAGAGGCAGCAGUACAUCUGGGAGUCAAGGGCACAAGAAGGGUGCUCGGACCCCAAAGGCUCCCAAGCAAGCUGGCAUGAACUGGGCAGAUCUUCUCCCACCCCCUCCAGCACACCCACCUCCCCACAGCAACAGCGAAGAUUACAGUCUUUCAGUGGAUGAAAGCUAUGACCAAGAAAUUCCUUGUCCUGUGCCACCUGCAAGGAUGUAUCUGCAGCAGGAUGAGCUAGAGGAAGAGGAAGAAGAUGAGCGAGGUCCUACUCCACCUGUCCGAGGAGCAGCUUCCUCUCCAGCCGCUGUCUCCUAUAGCCAUCAGUCAACUGCCACUCUCACCCCCUCUCCCCAGGAGGAACUCCAGCCCAUGUUACAGGACUGUCAGGAGGAUCUGGGACACACACAACACCAACCUGACCGGAGACGUCAGCCUGUGAGCCCUCCACCCCCUCCAAGGCCCAUCUCCCCACCACAUACCUAUGGGUACAUCUCAGGGCCCUUGGUGUCUGACAUGGAUACUGAUGCCCCAGAAGAGGAGGAGGACGAGGCAGACAUAGAGGUUGCCAAGAUGCAGAACAGGAGGCUCCUUUUGCGUGGCCUGGAGCAGACCCCUGCCUCCAGCGUUGGGGAUUUGGAGAGCUCUGUGACAGGCUCCAUGAUCAAUGGCUGGGGCUCAGCCUCUGAAGAAGACAACAUCUCCAGCGGGCGCUCCAGCGUGAGCUCCUCCGACGGGUCGUUUUUCACCGACGCCGAUUUUGCACAGGCUGUCGCAGCGGCUGCCGAGUACGCCGGCCUCAAAGUAGCCAGACGGCAAAUGCACGAGGCAGCGGGAGGCCGUAGACAUUUUCACGCAUCACACUGUCCCAGACCCACCAGCCCCGUAUCUACUGACAGCAACAUGAGUGCUGUUGUAAUACAGAAGGUCCGACCUGCCAAAAAGCAAAAACACCAGCCAGGACAUCUGCGCAGAGAAGUCUACACAGAUGAUCUGCCCCCUCCUCCUGUGCCCCCUCCCGCCAUAAAGUCCCCGACGGCGCAGUCCAAGUCGCAGCUGGAGGUGCGGCCGGUGAUGCUGCCCAAGCUCGCCUCCAUGGACGCCAGGACGGACAGAUCUGCGGACAGGAAGGGAGCGAGCUACAAGGGCAGGGACGGGGCGGAGGGCAGGCAGCACCCCGACGUGCGGACGGGCUCGGGGGAGCGCAGAGAGCCCCAGGAGCAGCAAAGCGACGGCAAACCGCGAGCGAGCAAAGCACCAAAACGAGACGGCACACCAGCAAAAAGUCAUCUUCUUCAAGAGGACAUCCUGCCAUAUUCUAGACCAACGUUUCCAACAUCAAACAAUCCUAGAGAUCCCAGCUCCUCCAGCUCCAUGUCAUCAAGAGGGUCAGGAGGCAGGCAGAGGGCAGAUCAAGCAAAUCUAGCCCGAAGGAAUGUUGCAGAAAUGCAAGUACUGGGAGCCUAUGAACAAGGAGAAGAGGAAGAAGAAGAAGAGAUGGAGGAAACAGAAAGCUGAAGACAACGACAUGUACUGUAACAGGCUUUUAAAAUCUAAUCAGAAAAAAAAAUAAAUCACUUAAGAUGC
This is a messenger RNA of Cyanistes caeruleus (blue tit), 4868 nucleotides long. The record is from RefSeq and is a predicted model, not a curated record. Lineage: Eukaryota; Metazoa; Chordata; Aves; Passeriformes; Paridae.